UACUCUCUCUCGCCCUCUCUUUCUCUCUCCAAAUUUAUGCGUUUUCUAGGGCUCAGAAUCACUACAACGUCGUUUUUGUGUCUUAUCUAAUAAAAUCCUAUCCUCUCCUUCUUCCUUUGUCUCUGCAUAAUCAAAUCAUAUAUAAAAGGUUAGGGGUUUUAAGUCUCCAACCUCGAAUAUUUCAAUUCUGAUUUGAAAUUUUCAAAAUUCAAUUUUAAUUUGUUUUGGGUUAGAGUUCCUUUUGGUUUGGUUUUAGACUCCAAUCUAUUUUCUUUUCAAUGUUUAGCUGAUUUUGUUAUCUGGGUUUGGUUUAGAGUUUUUAUUUUUUUGGUGUUCUUAACUGGGUUUUGCUUAAUUUAGUGUUUGGUGAUAGAAAAAAAAAAGUGAAAAUGAAGAUGCUAGCUGGUGGUACUAACCUCAUCAUGUAUAUUACGUGGUAAUUUGGAGUUGAUGAAUUGGAUCUUCUGAACGCAGAGUGGUUGUAUUCUGAUAAGGAAGCAUGAUGGGCAUUAAGGAUUGGAUUCUCUCUCAGUUGUUAUCCAAGUCGUUGGUCUCGUCAAGACCACUGUCAAACAGUGACAGCUUUCUUGAGGAGGAACAUUUAAGUGAAGAGUUUGGCACCCAAGGUGCAGCUCAUUCUGUCAAUUCGGUUUCGCUGCCAGUGGCUGCUGAUACAUCUCACUCUUCCAACGUUAGUCAGGAAAAUCAGCAUGGUUUCCCUUCAGAUGAUGCUUUGAUUGAAAGUCCUCAGCAGCCUCAUGUUGAGACACAUGAGGAAAAUUUAGAGCCUCUGGUAAAGAUCGAGUGUCUCCAAAUUAAGUUUUUGCGAUUUAUUCGACGCCUUGGGCUAGCGCACGACAAUCUUAUGGUGGCUACAGUUCUGUAUCGGAUACACCUGGCAACUUUGAUACGAGCAGGGGAGUCAGAUUUGAAAAGAGCUAAUCUCAGAAGUGAUAGAGCUAGAGCAAUAGCAGCAGAACAAGAGGCAACUGGCCUACCUGAACUUGGCUUCUCACUGAGAGUACUUGUCCUUGGAAAAACAGGGGUUGGCAAGAGUUCAACUAUUAAUUCAAUAUUUGACCAAACAAAAACUAUGACUGAUGCAUUCCAUCCUGCUACUGAUCGCAUACAAGAGAUUGUUGGAACAGUGAGUGGAAUUAGAAUAUCUUUCAUUGAUACUCCGGGUCUGCUGCCUUCCUCGACAAAUUGUGUUAGAAAAAAUCGGAAGAUUUUGUACUCUGUGAAAAGGUUUAUCAGGAAAGCCCCUCCAGACAUUGUAUUAUAUUUUGAACGACUUGAUAUGAUCAAUAUGGGUUAUAGUGAUUUCCCACUGUUGAAGCUUAUUACUGAAGUCUUUGGUUCUGCAAUUUGGUUUAGCACCAUUCUUGUGAUGACUCAUUCUUCCUCGACACUCCCUGAGGGACCAAAUGGCUAUCCUGUCAGCUAUGAGUCCUAUGUCACACAGUGCUCGGAUCUGGUGCAGCACUACGUUCACCAGGCAGUUUCUGACUCAAAACUUGAAAUCCCUGUGCAGUUGGUGGAUAAUCAUCCUCAGUGUAAAACAGAUAUCACUGGGGAAAAAAUUCUUCCAAACGGACUGGUUUGGAAAUAUCACUUCCUGUUAUUAUGUGCAUGCACCAAAGUGCUAGGGGAUGUUAAUGCCCUUUUGGAAUUUGAGGACAGUAUCGAACUAGGGCCAUUGAGUAAUACCCGGCUGCCUUCUCUACCCCAUCUUCUCUCAUCUUUUCUUCGGCAUCAUGCUCAAGUGAACCCAAAUGGAGCAGACAAUGAAAUUGAUGAGAUUUUUCUUUCAGACAUGGAGGAAGAAGAUGAUUAUGAUCAAUUACCACCAAUCCGGAUUCUGACAAAAUUCCAGUUUGAGAAAUUAAGUGAUGCCCAGAAAAAGGAGUAUUUUGAUGAGCUUGAUUACCGAGAGACCCUUUAUUUGAAGAAACAGAUGAAAGAAGAGUCCCGUAGACGAACCGAAAACAAGUAUCCUCAAGGUGGGGAUUCAACCAGUGAUAAUAAUUCUGAUAACCAGGAGCCUUCAGAGGCUGUUCAGUUGCCAGAUAUGGCAGUCCCUCCAAGUUUUGACUCCGAUUGCCCUUUACAUAGAUACCGUUGCCUUGUUACAAAUGACCAGUGGCUUGCAAGGCCCGUUCUUGAUCCCCAUGGGUGGGAUCAUGAUGUAGGUUUUGAUGGAAUUAACCUGGAGACAGCUAUACAAAUAAGAAAGAAUGGCUUUGCCUCUGUCACAGGACAGAUGAGCAAAGACAAGGAAAAUUUUAGUAUUCAGUCCGAGUGUGCUGCUGCUUUCACAGAUCUCAGAGGACCCACUUAUAGUGUAGGACUCGAUGCCCAAUCAUCCGGGAAAGAGUUGAUCUGUACGGUACGCAGUGGCACACAGCUCAGAAACUUGAAAAACAAUUUGACUGAAUGUGGCAUUUCUGUUACAUCUUUUGGGGACAAAUACUAUGUGGGUGCUAAGCUUGAAGACAGCAUCACAAUUGGGAAGAGACUGAAAUUUGUAAUGAAUGCUGGCCGGAUGGGGGGUGCAGGGCAAGUGGCUUAUGGUGGGAGUAUUGAAGCUACUUUAAGGGGGAAAGAUUUCCCUGUGAGAAACGAGAGGGUCAGGCUCGCAAUGACAGCCAUUUCGUUUAACAAGGAGCUAGUAUUGAGGGGAAAUUUACAGUCUGACUUCAGAUUAAGCCGGGGUACAAGAAUGUCAGUCAAUGCGAACAUAAAUAGCCGGAACAUGGGCCAGGUUUGCGUGAAGACAAAUAGCUCUGACCACAUAGAAAUAGCUCUGAUUGCGGUUGUUUCCAUCUUUAGAGCCCUGUUACGGAAAAAGGCAACGGAUGAUCUUAGCCAGGAAACUCUGGAGAUGGGGUGAAGUUUUUUAGUUUUUUGGUGCUGAACUUGUUUAGUUAGGGAGAGGACUUUGAUGGCAGUGGUGUCUAUAUGCAGAAGCGAGAUAAUGAGCAUUUUCCAUAGCACGAGAUAAUGAGCAUUUUCCAUAGCAGAGA
Messenger RNA from Ilex paraguariensis (yerba mate), 3026 nucleotides. The record is from the annotation of a GenBank genome assembly. NCBI's taxonomy places the organism in Eukaryota, Viridiplantae, Streptophyta, Magnoliopsida, Aquifoliales, Aquifoliaceae.